This is a messenger RNA of Trichoderma atroviride IMI 206040, 1473 nucleotides long. RefSeq lists its product as uncharacterized. Gene Ontology annotation, cellular component: plasma membrane. Gene Ontology annotation, molecular function: transmembrane transporter activity. NCBI's taxonomy places the organism in Eukaryota, Fungi, Ascomycota, Sordariomycetes, Hypocreales, Hypocreaceae. Gene Ontology annotation, biological process: transmembrane transport. The record is from RefSeq and is a predicted model, not a curated record.
AUGUUGGUGGAUAAGGUAGAGGCUACGGCCGUGCCAGUCAGGGACAACGAUGGCCAUCAAAGCGAUGAAGAGUCGCUGCUCCACAAGGUGCUGCGAGCUGGCCGCAUUGAGGAGCGAGGCAUCCUGCCGGUACCAGCUGAAGAGCGCACUUCAACACGGUUCUUUAACAUCUUCACCGUCUGGUUCUCCAUUAAUGCAAACAUCCUUGGCAUCACCUUUGGCAUGCUGGGGCCCUUGUCAUAUAAUCUUAGCCUGAGGGACUCAUCUCUCGUGAUUCUGUUUUUCUGCAUGCUGUCGACUGUACCCCCGGCAUUCCUUGCCAUCUUGGGUCCCAAGACCGGCAUGAGACAGAUGAUACAGGCUCGCUAUAGCUUUGGCCGAUACAUCGUGUCAUUACCGGUGCUGCUCAACUUGGCCAGCAUGACUGGCUUCACUGUCAUCAUCUGCAUCACCGGCGGACAGUGCAUCUCUGCCAUCUCAGACGGGCGUGUCAGCAUCAACGUAGGCAUCAUCAUCAUCGCAGUGCUGUCUCUGCUGGUGUCGUUUUGCGGCUUUCGAAUUCUGCAUAUAUACGAGACGUACGCAUUCAUCCCGGCCAUCAUCAGCGUCGUCAUUGCCACUGGCUGCGCUGGCUCAGGCCUCAAGAAGCAAGCCACCCCCGCGGAGCCGGCUACGGCUGCAGAUAUCCUCAACUUUGGCAUGAUCGUCGCCAGCUACCAAAUUCCUUGGGCCGCUUUAGCGAGCGACUUCACCACUUAUUUUGAUCCCAAGGUUCCAUCAUGGAGAGUUUUUGCCUACUCUUACUGGGGUCUCCUCACGCCCACCGUGCUGCUCAUGAUCCUUGGAGCAGCCGUUGCUGGGGCGAUUCCCAACAACCCAGAGUGGCAGGAUGCAUUUGACAACUACUCCGUCGGCGGUGCCCUUGCCGCGAUGCUGUCCAGCGCGGGGAACUUUGGCAAGUUCAUCGUGGUUGUGCUGGCGCUCACCCUGCUGGGAAACACCUGUGGAACGUUUUACGCAAUCACGCUCAACUUCCAGACCUUGGCCCCGUGGCUGUUCAAGGUCCCCCGAUACCUGUUUGCCGUGGUCAUCACCGCCAUCAUCAUUGCCGUGGCCAUCACCGCCGUGGACAACUUCUUCGAGAGUCUGGAGAACUUUGUGUCUCUGAUUGGCUACUGGUCCGCCGCUUUUGUCGGAAUCGUCAUCGUGGAGCACAUUGUGUUCCGUCGCCAAGACUAUAGCUCGUACGACCACGCCAUCUGGAGCGACGCGAAGAAGCUUCCCUUGGGCGUUGCAGCUCUGCUGAGCGGCAUCCUGUGCUUUGGAAUGGUUGUCCCGUGUAUGGACCAGGUUUGGUGGCAGGGCCCUAUAGCGAAGACAACGGGCGAUAUUGGCUUUGAGAUGGCGUUUGUCGUGGCUUCGUUGCUCUACGUGCCGCUUCGCUAUGCCGAGAUCCGGCUUACGGGCAGGUAA